Molecule: messenger RNA, 3104 nt
Organism: Cyprinodon variegatus (sheepshead minnow)
Lineage: Eukaryota; Metazoa; Chordata; Actinopteri; Cyprinodontiformes; Cyprinodontidae
Gene: shq1
Product: SHQ1, H/ACA ribonucleoprotein assembly factor
Exons: 12
Coding region: 81-1832 (583 amino acids)
Biological process (GO): box H/ACA snoRNP assembly
Cellular component (GO): nucleoplasm; cytoplasm
Source: RefSeq, a predicted model, not a curated record
GGGAUGGUCGAUCUAACAGCGUUCAGAACCUCCUGGUAAAGCUCAGACUGUUUGGGGUCUUUAUCAUAUGAUAAUUCAUCAUGAUCACCCCUGCGUUUGACCUGACCCAGGAUCCAGAUUAUCUGACCAUCUGCAUCAGAGCUCCAUACACCAGAACGUCAGAGUUUGAUCUGUUCAUCGACGGCACUGAUUUCAAGUUCUAUGCAAAGCCCUACUUUCUUAGGUUAAGUCUUCCUGGAAGAAUCAUAGAAGAUGGGAAGGAAAAAGCCACAUUUGACAUUGAUAAAGGGGUUUUCACACUUAAGGUCCCCAAGGAAACUCCAGGGGAGCAUUUCGAAGGGCUUCAAAUGCUCACCAGUCUGCUGGCUCCAAAAGGCUCACGAUCAGCAAAGCCUCUGGUGGAGGACGUGAGCGGCGAAGGCAGUGAAACCUCAGGAAAUGGUGAAGAGGAGGAGGAUGAAGAGGAGUUUGACUGGCAACUUGAACAGGAGGCCUACUUGGAGCAAUCCGAAGAGGAGAUGGGGGCUCUGCAGAAAUACGGCUUUGGUAAUCAAAGGUCCGGAGUAUUUUCGCGGUUACAGGAGGAACUCGGGGAUGUGAUAGACCUGAAGAACCCAGAGGGAACGUCUGCGUCCGAGAGGCGUCGGGCUCGGCUGGAGGCAGAGGCAUCAGCUUUCUCUUCUGACCAUUACUUAGCUGAUUUGUUUGAAGACGAUGAGAUAAAUUGUCUGCUGAAAUUUACACCGUGGUGGUCAAAGCUGAGUCCAUCUGCAGAUCCAGAGGGAGAAUCUGCCGUGUCAUUUAGUGACGAUGAGAAAGAGCAGCUGAGAAAAUUCACAAACCGCUCCUACCUGCUGGACAAACCCUCUCGUUACCAAGCGUGGCUCAGCCUGGUCGACAUCCUGCUGGCGUACUCCUAUGAAGUGCGCUCCACGGAGGGGGAACACAACGUCGAGUCUCAGUGGACCGUCAGAAAACUCAGCGGGACUCUGUGCUGGCUGGAGACCUACAGCUGCUUGCUUGAUGUCCUGGUGUCCUUCGGACGGAGGGUCUUGUGCUACCCACUCUACCGACACUUUGCUUUGGUGAAUUCGGCUAUUUGUGACACGGUUAAAAUUUUACAAACAGGGAAAGCCUGCGUCCUCAAAUGCCUGCUGGAUAUCCAUAAAAUGUUCAGAGAGAACGACCCGGCCUACAUACUGAAUGACCUGUACAUCUCUGACUACUGCAUCUGGAUCCAGAGGGUCAAGUCCAAGAAAGUGAUGGAGAUGGCCACCAUGCUGCAACACGCCUCUCUUCAGAAGGAAGAUUUGAAGCUGGAGCUUGAUGAUCUGGAGAGUGCAGCAAGAAUGGUGGCGGAGGAACAGCGGCAAGACUCCGGUAGCAGCAGCAGCAGCAGCAGCAGCUCUUCCAGUGACGACACCAGUAGCAGCUCUUCCAGUGAGAGUGAGGAGUCUGAAGCUGAAGGACAAGGCUGCUCAGAAUCCAAGCAGGGAGGAGGAGAGACAUGCAAAGACAACCCCUCCCAGCCCCAGCCUACCUCCUCUAGCUCUCCCAUCCCCCAUACAUCCUCUAGUUCACUCUCCUCAUCGGAAAACAGGAAAGCGGACGCCUCUCGCUCAGCCUCACAGGGCUGCAGACAGCUGAUCCAGGAGCUGGGGGAUCAGAUGACAGAGGAACUGAGGAUCUCUGCAGACUCCAGCUCCGAAGCAGCGGAGGCAGAGGAGCCAUCUGGCAGGGGUGGGAGCGGUGGGACGUUGUUAGAGCCGACUACUCGCAGAAACCCUCUGCUCAUCGUUCAGACGCACCAGGAUCAAGACUUUAAGACAUAAAGUGAUAAGGAACUUUAAAUCUUUGGGAUGAGUUUUGUGCCUUUGCAGAGACCAAUAUUUUUUAAAUACAUUUUUAUUUUGGGCAUGUUUUACUAAACAUACUUUUAUUGCAGUAAUAAACCAACACUGUAACUAAGCAUGUACGUAAAACUGUCUGUGCUUAGAAAUAGAGAUGCAACCUCUGCUUAUUACUAAUCCGUUCUUGGAAAGCUUUGUCUUACUGGUUCCAAUUUUCAACUCGUUUAGCCUGAUACAAUUUGAUCCCUGACUCUAUUCUGAUAAAGGAAGGAAAACCCUUUAAAAAAAAAAAAAACAGGACAACUGAUGGAAGGAGGAGUUUGGUUUAUUUUCCCUCUUGUUUUUGGAUAAAUGGAUAAUAAAUAUUUUUUCUUAUAAUGAAUAAAAAAAUAUUGAGCAAUGUUAGCUGUUAAACUCCCUGAGGUGGGGUGUUCUUAUUUGUCCUGUCAUGCAAAGGAUUGUGGGAUUUCCUAUAGCUCCUUAUAGGAGCCAUGAUGGGGUCCCUAUGCUAAAGGACCUAUCUAUUGGUGUGUUUUGAUCAGCUUUUUCUAAUGCGCAUUUUGAAAUAUCUCAUGAGAACAACUUCAAGGAGAUGAUGGAAAAAAAACCUUCAAUUCACAAAAAAGUUUUUACGUUCACUUGGGGUGGUUUCAGGUUUUGCGAAAAGGGCUGAUGCUCAACCGGGAGAUGGAAACCCUUUUUUUUUUAUCAGUUCUGAUGUUGCAAACUUUUACUCACAUGACUGAUCAGCUGUUUCUGUUGUUGGCGUCUUGCUGGAUCUUCUCUUUUAUGCGUGCAGACAAGGCUACAACAUCACUAUUACUAACUGAAAUGUUAAUGUAAUAACUUCCCAGAUAGCACCACAUACAUUAAAACUUUCAUUACUGAUCAGUGGUCAGGGCUACAUUGCAGCCUCUAGUUACAGUUUACUACAGGAUGGCAAUAUGCUUUGAGAUAUUUGUUUAUUCACUUCAAACCAAAUAGAAACAGCAAAUUUACAUUUCUUUUUAUAAUUUCGCUCAAAAUUAGAAUUUUUGUUGAAUGGAAACAUGGCUAAUAGCAAGCCUUUAGCUUCUUUUUCUGUCCUACCUUAUUGCCAGCACUAUUCAGUUAGCACCUACCAUGGUAUUCACUGACACUCUUCUGCUUUUGAUGGGUUAUAUUCACCUCAAGCCUCUGUGUUUGUUUUCUAGAAAAUUUGGCACCAAUUAUUUCCAAAUCCAACAUGUUCAAUGACAAAAGAUUUGUUUUUUU